Molecule: messenger RNA, 1734 nt
Organism: Leucoraja erinaceus (little skate)
Lineage: Eukaryota; Metazoa; Chordata; Chondrichthyes; Rajiformes; Rajidae
Product: U3 small nucleolar RNA-associated protein 14 homolog A-like
Biological process (GO): rRNA processing
Cellular component (GO): small-subunit processome; nucleolus
Source: RefSeq, a predicted model, not a curated record
AGUCUGUGUCCAUGUGCAGCCGCCGACAACAUGGCGGUGAUGAAGCAGCCGGGGAGGGAACUAACCAGGGAUUUGCUAUCCCUUGGUGCAGAAGAGGAGGAUUUGUUCAAGACUGAACAUCACCUGACCGAUAGUGAAGAUGAGAAUGGCAGUGAUGAUGAGAGAAAACACCAAAAGCUGCUGGAGGCAAUUAGCUCCCUUGGUGACAAAAAAAGGAAGAAGAAGAUGGAGAGGACAGAGGCUAGUUUGCAGGUUUCAGAGUUUACUGUCAGUUCAGAAGGCACGGAUGAGAAGAUUCAGCUAUCGGAUUUGUUGGGAAGCAUCGAACCAUCGUCUUCUUCUUUAAAUAACCUGAAAAAACAGCUCACAAAGUUUGAGAAAGCAAGCAAGACGCUUGAUUUACCCCUCAACAAGCAGCAAAGUGAAAAGAUUCAAAGGACAUUGGCAUACGAGAAAACGACAAAGGAGAUUACAAAAUGGGAUUGUGUUGUGUUACAGAACCGGAAAGCAAAGCAGCUCACCGUUCCACUAAACAAGGAACCACUUACUGUCAAACUAAUGGAGGAAAUGAUAGCUGGUUGGAAGGCCCGGACACCCUUGGAACAGGAAAUUUUUAACUUGCUUCACAAAAACAAGCCAGUAACUCUGCCUGUUAUGACAGAUCGAGAACAUGCUUCCCGGCGAGCUAUGUGUCUGGAGGAGGCACAAGAGCGUCGAGCUGAGCUGCAGAAAGCAAGAGCUCUUCAGUCAUAUUAUGAGGCGAGAGCAAAAAGAGCAAAGAAAAUCAAGAGCAAAAAGUUCCAUAAAAUCGUGAAAAAGGUGAAGCACAAGGAGAUUUUGAAGAAGUUUGAAGAACUAAGAAAGACUAAUCCUACGGCAGCUCUUGAAGAACUGAAGAAAAUGGAACAAAUGCGAAUGGAGGAAAGAAUGUCGCUCCGGCACCAAAAUAGUGGAAAAUGGGCCAAAUCUAAGGUCAUCAUGGCAAAAUAUGAUAAUGAGGCUCGUAAUGCAAUUCAGACGCAGUUACAAAAGAAUAAACUACUCACGACAAAAGUGAUCCCUCAGUCAGAGAGUGAGGAUGAAGUGGAAGCUGAGGUGGACAAGGAUGACAUUGUUCCAGAUUUUGUGAAUGAUGUUCAGAUGAGCACUACAGCUAACCCUUGGAUGUUGGGAAAACUGAGCACUGAUCCACAGAAUUUUGAAGCUGAGAAACCGGAGGUAGUUUCUGCUGUGAAGUUGGAUGACAGUGGAGAAUCAGACGAGGGGGAGAAACCAUCAGAAGAUGAGAUGUUACUGCAGGAAUUCGAUGAACGAAGGAAAAUCCGUAAAAAAAGUGAUGGUGCACAGACUGUUAAAGUGGGUGAAAUAAUGGAUGCAGAUAGUGUUAACAAUAACAAAGAACAGAAAACCACUGUGCCUAUUGACCAGGACAAAAAAGAGGAUCAUCUCGAUGAAGACGUGUAUGAAUUUAAUCAUAUUUUUAAGACAUUGGUUAAGAAUAAAUCACAGCCUUUGUUGAUCAAACCGAAGAAAAAUCAAAGAAAAAAUAAGAAAUUGAGAAUUGAGAACAGCAAGGAGGACGCACAGAUACCGGCAGAGGAAGAAGGCCCAAUACUAAAUGAACAGUUGGAACGCAAAAAGACUGUCGAAGAACUUGAGGCUUUGGGUCGUGAUGAAAAACAUGAACUUAAUGAGGCAUCAGCCUUGAAUACACCAUAGCUAUAUUUAAGAGGG